Molecule: messenger RNA, 3597 nt
Organism: Chilo suppressalis (striped riceborer)
Lineage: Eukaryota; Metazoa; Arthropoda; Insecta; Lepidoptera; Crambidae
Source: the annotation of a GenBank genome assembly
AUAUUAUAUUAUUGAACAAAAAACUUGCAGUUUAUGAGCACAGUGAUCAACCUGACUCAUAAUCCACAAUCAUGGAUAACUUAGAUGACUCGGAUAACAAUGCCAAGAUUACGGAUUCUGCGUACUCUGCAAGUUGCAGCAACAGUCAGUCUAGAAGUCUGAGUUCCAAGUCAACACAUUCUGGUAGCAAUUCAAGUGGUAGCAGCGGAUAUGGUGAUGGCCAGCCAUCCACAUCUGGUAGCAGUAAACCACCACCCGCAAAAAAGUCUAAAGGAAAGGAUUCUAAGAAAAAGAAGUCUGUACAGACUGAAGACCCUGAGACUCGGGUCGAAAACGAAGCCCUUACAGAGCCUCUACCUGUCCCGGAGCAGCCCAAAGAGGAGGUGACUGAUGUGGAUACUACGCCUUUAGAGAAGGUGACUCAAAAUGAGAAGGAGGUAAAGACUCCAGAUGUUGAACAACUUGACACGACAGAGAGCAAGGAGGAGGUUGUUUCAUGCUGCAUGCCUUUGGGCAAUUCAGCAGUAAAGUCUGAUGGUUUUUCUUGUGUGAUAUCGAUGCAUGAUGGCGUUGUAGUAUACACAACUUCAUCUUUGACUGCUACGCUCGGGUUUCCCAAGAAAAUGUGGAUAGGCCGAUCUUUCAUAGAUUUCAUCCAUGUUAGCGACCGAAACAUAUUUGCGUCGGAAAUCACAAACGGCCUAGCCGUACCCACAACCGUUAAAGUUGAAACACGAGUUGGCCCGAUGUCGACAGUGGUUUGUCGGAUCCGUCGAUACAGAGGGCUUACGUCAGGCUUCGGAGUGAAAGAGCGGAACGUGACGUUUAUGCCGUUCCUCUUGAAGUUGGCUUUCAAGAACGUGAGUGACGAAACGGGUGAUGUAAUCUACUUGGUCGUACAAGCCACUACGCUCCUUUCAGCUUUCAAAGAACCGAAUGAGAUCGUAAUUAGAGCCAAGCCCUUUGUCAUGCGGCAUUCUGCCAACGGCAACCUUGAGUACAUUGACGCAGAGUCUGUACCCUACCUGGGAUACAUACCUCAAGAUAUAAUCGGCACAGAUAUAUUGCAGCUUUACCACCAGAAUGAUCUCGUAUAUUUGACGAAUGUGUACGAGACCAUAGUCAAGAAAGGAGGUUUGGCUAGGUCCAAACCCUAUAGAAUGCAGACUCAAAAUCGGGAUUUUAUCAAAUUGGAAUCGGAGUGGUCGUCCUUUAUUAAUCCGUGGUCGCGAAAACUAGAGUUCGUUAUUGCAAAACACCAUGUUUUAGAGGGACCCUCCAAUCCAGACGUGCUCCAACCGUUUGACACGGAUAUACAACCGAUAGAUAAGAAAAAAAAUCAACACACGUUGCGUGAUAACAUCGUCAAAAUUAUGAAUGAAGUUUUAACCAAGCCAGAUAAAUUGGCGAAACUGCAAAUGAGCAAACGGUGCCAAGACCUUGCCUCAUUUAUGGAAAGGCUUAUGGAGGAUCAACCGACACCUGAUGCCGAAUUACGCCUAGAAAUCAAUGAUCAGGACCUUAGCUAUUAUAAAAGAGAUUCUAUGUUGGGCGGUAUUUCCCCCCACCACGACUGUAAUGACAGCAAGUCCAGCACAGAAACCACACCAAGUUACAAUCAGCUUAACUACAACAAUAAUCUACAAAGAUAUUUUGAAAGCCACCAACCGCUUUCUUUUGAGGAUUACAAUAACGUAUCAGGAGAAUACAAAUUAAGCUUGAAGAAUCCUAAACUGCAUUACUCAUCACCGAACGGCUCAUCGCCCCUUACUCAGUACUGUGGCGACGUGGGAGACCUUACGAAUUCCCGUGAGAGCGGAUCCGCAGUGAGGGGCAGCAGUCCAGUCAGUCCUUUAAGCGACAACCAAACUUUACGGCUCACAGAGUCGCUUCUCAACAUACACAACGCAGAAAUGGAGAAGGAAAUUGUUAAGUUACACCGCGAAACGAGGCCUAGUACCAAAGGAGAGAGGGAGAAGAUUAGCUCGGAGAAACGGCAGAAGAAGAAGGAGCAUCUGGCGCGUUGCAACGCCAGCUAUCAGGACACCACCGUGGUGAUUGCCGAAGAAACGAGCAAGAAUAAGCUGCACGGCGUAAAAAGAACUUCCAAACCAAAGGACUUGGACAAUGGAGACCAGAAACACCACUGUUCCAACUCGAGGCAACUACGUCGGCGGCAUACAACAAGCUCUGCGGAAGUGCAACCCUCCGCUACUAUUACUACAUCAACUGCUACUACGCAAUGGUACAACAACCAAGUUAACAGUACGAACACGUUCUUAUUAGGCGUUGGGAUACCGCAGCCAGUGCCUAUCGUGGACCCCGCGAUACCUCAGCAAGUAAUGGCCAUGCAGGGAAUACCAGUACAAUGCAUGAUGUACGGACAAGCGGUGUACGGAUCACCCAUCGUGUAUUCCGCACUCGGACCGCAAGUGUCGUACCCGGUGCAACAGACGAUGAUGUCACAAAUGCAAUACUCAAACAUUCUCUACGGCCGUAGCCAAAUGAACAAGCCAGAUAUGAAUUCCCUCGCCCAAGGGAAUAACAAAAAACCAGAAACGUCACAAGGAGACUCUAUCCCAGCCCCUGGUUGUAGCGACAAAUCUAAGGCGGUCGCCGUGAAGCCCAGCGAGGAAAUAAUCGACAAAACUGACGGCGAGUCUAGCCACUCCUCGUUCUACUCUUCCUUCUUCAAGACUGAAUCAGGAAGCAUCGAGGAACCCGACCCCAAGAAAGUCAACACAAAACAAACUAAUAACGACACUUUAAAAACCGAAUUCCAGCAAAAAGACGCACCCUUCGAGUCGAGUCCUACUUCUUAUGUCUACGACAGCACCCAAAAGACGAAGACACCUCCUAGAAGAAAAAUGACACCGUCAUGGAUGGAACAGGUUAACGUUACGUCGGAACUUAUCUACAAAUAUCAGGUUAUGACUAAGACAAUGGAUGAAGUAUUGCAAAAUGACAAACAACGAAUAAGCGAAUUUGCUCAGCCAUCUUUAGUCAAUGAGCAACUGGGUCAGUUGUAUAUGGACCUGCAACUGGAAGGCGUGGCCGCUCGACUCACGCUUGAAGAAGGCAUCACUAGUUCGAGCAGCUCUGGGGAGGAGAAUUCUGCCGCUCCAAAAAUGAAGGCUCACCGCCGGAAACGGGAACACAGCAGGAUCGGAAUGAUAUACGAGGAAGAUGCACCAUUACCGCCCCCCGACGCGGACGAAGGAGCAGUGACCGAAGUAUCGACUACUUAGUAGAACGAGAACCAUACUGCUGUCUACACCCUAUCGGAAUACAGCAGUAUCGCCUCGCGUACUGCCGCGUAGUCCUUAUGUUCCUCACUUCGUUGCAGUGAUGGAUUGGUCGACAAAGUCAGAAAGUGCUAUAACAUUAUCACGCUCUGUUCAUGUAACAGUUUGUAUAUAAGUCUCCCAUUUUUGCGCGGCCGUGGUAUAUUUAAUAAGGUUAAGUUACCAAUAGCAGAGUUGGGAGAUGCAACCGUAUCGCCUCAGACACGAGUGUCUUUAGUUUCUUCGCGAGUCGCGAGUUGUUUGAAUGGUCGAAAAAUUGUUAAGCUGUAACUACUUUUCGGUACCUGCCAUU